AUGGUCUCGGAACCAGGCAUAACGCUUCGUUUUGCACAAAAGAAUAUAUUCUCUGUAUUUCUCGAAUGGUAUAUUUACAUAUUCAAUAACCAAAGUAAAUACUCGGCCAAUUCCCGACUGAGUACGAGCGAAUAUUCAGCAGGAGGUUGUUCCAUCUCUAUCCUCAAAGAUUGUCGUUCGUACUUUUCUCAUUUAUCGCGUGGCUUGCUGUAUUCAAAAAUCAGUUUGUCUCUGGAUCUCUCGAUGAUGCUGCCUGUGCGUUCAUGCAGCGAUUCACAGUCGCAACAUUUUUCACAAAUCUCGCCGAUCUCUGAUGAAAGUUGCUCCGAAAAAUACCCAGUCGUCCUAUUAAAGUUGGCGCUGCUUGUUUUUACAAUCUGUGAAACGACACAUUUACUACUAUUUUGUCAAGUGCGUCUUAAAUUUUUCAGUUUGGUCAAGCGUAUAUUCAAACAAUGUAAAUUUAUCCCACAAUAUUAAUUCCAUUAUAUUUUAUUUUGUAUUAUAUUAAAUUUAUAUUUCUUUUUUUUUUUCUUAUUUUCAUUAUUUAUAGUCGCAUCAGCCACUUUCGUGGGUUAUUAGCGACUUGGAGUUAAAUCUUUACUAACAAUUUAUCAUAAAAGUUAGACUGUCCUAGAAAGUGUAUUAAUUUUAGGACCGUUUCUUUAUCCUUUAGGUUGUCAAUCAGGGAAAGACUCGUAUUUAAUUGAUGUCUAUUCGUAUCGACAAUAAUAUGUUCCAUGUAUCUAAUAUUUUAUAUUUCAUUUUAUAUUAUUUAAUUAUGGCCGUGUAAAUCAUAGACGAGGUAUGUGAAUAGUGACCUGAAAUACCGACAUAGUAAAAUCACUAGUUUUUCCAGCGCACUCUACGUUAAAUAACGGUGAGUUGGAGAACUAGUGAAUGCUCCAGCAACAAGAGUUCUAUCCGUAUUUUACGGAUGUUUCACGACUUUUUUCAAUAUAUGGUGAAUUAAAAUUUUAAAAUUAUUAACACAUGGUUUUACGUACAGAUGAUUUAUUAAGCAUUCUUGGAAAUAACUUUUAAUCGACUAAAUUUUCAACUAUUUUAAACUAUUAUCAAUAUUGAAUUGAUUAUUUAUUAAAAUUGUUGUUAAAAUUUUCUCAUUUACAUAUUCCUUAUACCAAAGGUAUAUGUCUAUGACAGAAGGUGUGUGUAACGUUGACAGAGAAGGAUACUCAACUGAUCCCGAAAUAUUCGCAUUUUUCCAGGUAUCUAACAACGUCUCUGUGUGGCGAGGCCUGCUAUUGUCCAGACACCGUGGUGUCCGUCCUCUUCUGGAUAGGUUACUUCAACAGUGCUCUGAACCCGCUCAUCUACGCGUACUUCAACCGCGACUUUCGCGAGGCCUUCAAGGACACGUUGAUGAGCGCGCUGCCGUGCUGCGCGAGCUGCUGGAAAACCCCGUCGGAGUUCGUCUAG
Molecule: messenger RNA, 1440 nt
Organism: Heterotrigona itama
Lineage: Eukaryota; Metazoa; Arthropoda; Insecta; Hymenoptera; Apidae
Source: the annotation of a GenBank genome assembly